AUGGGGAGUUUAGAGGAUGUCGGAGAGCCACAGCACGAGCGCUGCAUGAGAGUUUAAUAAUAUGUUUCAGUCCAGGACAUGUGGACCAACAACCCACCGUUUAAAAAAACGAGCAUCAGCCCUGUCGAGCAGCUUCAGUGACCUCUGCCUGUGUCUGACCCUCUCUCACGGGUCUUAAACAGUUACAGCAGGCUGAUCUCGCGCUGUGAGGCCGGAUACAGAAUGCCACAGUUACGCGGCCUCCUCAUCACACUUUUAUUUGUUGAGACAGUUGCUGAAAAAAAGUACUGUUGGUACUUUGAAGGAGAUUACCCUGUGUACUUUGUAUGCAAGACAUAUGAAGACUGCUGUGGCACACAAUGCUGUGUUCGAGCUCUUUCUGUUCAGAGAAUAUGGUAUUUCUGGCUGCUGCUGAUAAUUGGCAUUUUGUGCUGCUGCAGUACUGGGUACUUCAUUCGCAGACGUGUCCACCCUUACCCUCCUCCCGACAGACCGGAGUUUAACGUGGCCUUCACCAGACAGCCCAUCAUAUCACCAGGAUUGCAUCAGGCUGGCUUUCACAAUUAUGGAGACUCAGAGACUGCAGUCAUUUCCACCGUCUACCAAGUGCAGACCCACCCUGGUCACGUGACUGCAGUGUAUUCAGCCGUUCCGUCCCACUACAGACAGCCCCCUCCUUCCUAUGAGCAGGUCAUGCAGGACUCGCAGAAGAAAUAAACAGACCCUUAGCACA
Molecule: messenger RNA, 733 nt
Organism: Carassius auratus (goldfish)
Lineage: Eukaryota; Metazoa; Chordata; Actinopteri; Cypriniformes; Cyprinidae
Gene: vopp1a
Product: VOPP1 WW domain binding protein a
Exons: 5
Coding region: 223-717 (164 amino acids)
Cellular component (GO): cytoplasmic vesicle membrane
Source: RefSeq, a predicted model, not a curated record